Solanum stenotomum is the source of this 1420-nucleotide messenger RNA. Its product is annotated as putative RING-H2 finger protein ATL21A. The coding region runs from base 106 to 1284 and encodes 392 amino acids. The transcript has 3 exons. NCBI's taxonomy places the organism in Eukaryota, Viridiplantae, Streptophyta, Magnoliopsida, Solanales, Solanaceae. Gene Ontology annotation, molecular function: polysaccharide binding. The record is from RefSeq and is a predicted model, not a curated record.
AUAUCACAAUUUCCACUUCCCACAAUAUUCAAAUUUCCAUAUAUUCAAACACCAUUUCUGAGCUCCACCAAACUUCUUAACUUUCCAUUUUUUUUCUAAACAAAAAUGGAAAUUACAGAGCUUAAACUGAUGAUUAACAUCAUAAUUAUCUUCUUCUUCUUCCUUAAUUUUUCUCCAGUUUCCUCUGUUGAUGUCUGCAACCCAACUUCAUGCUCAGAAAUAGGUAUCGGACCGGAAAUCCGGUUCCCUUUCCGGCUAAAAGACCGGCAAUCGGACCGAUGCGGUUACCCUGGUUUCGAUCUUUCGUGCAAUGAAAGAGGCCAAACAAUCAUGUCACUCCCUCAUUCAGGUGAUUUUUUAGUUACAGAGAUUGAUUACUCUGCUCAAUCUCUAAUGCUUUAUGAUCCGGAUUUCUGCCUUGUCAAACGACUCAUCGGUUUCAAUGUCACAAAUUCGCCAUUCAAAGCUGAUCAUCAACGAAAUUACACAAUCGUCAGGUGUACUUCAGAUGACUGGUUAAGUUACCCAAAUUAUCAGGUAGCGAUUCCGUUGUAUUGCCGGGGAGUUACGAGCAGAAAUCAGGCGAUUUUGGCGAUGCCGCCGAGUAUGUAUGAGCAAGAAAAACCAGUUGGUUGUAAAUUGAUUAAUUCUAGAGUUUCUGUUCCUCUGCAAUUGGAAGAUUCUCAGUUUUGGUCUCCAAUUGAAGGUCUUGUGUUAACUUGGAGUGAACCAAGUUGCAGGAUUUGUGAGAAUCAAGGCAAACUUUGUGGGUUUAAGAGUGCUACUGGAUCUGACAUUGCUUGUUCAAAUCCUCCUCCUUCUAAAGGACUUCCAAGAGGAGCCAAAUAUGGCAUUAUAAUUGGAGUUGGAGUGCCAGGUUUUGUAUGCUUAAUAGGAAUAAUAAGUUUUGCAUUUGGUAAAUUCAAAGUUUACACUCUUCGUCCUGAUUUGAACUCUGAUCUCCCAAGAACCAUUAAUCUACAAUCAGCAAUCGCCACGAGAGGUCUUAACAGGGCAAUCAUUGAUACAUAUCCCAAGACAGUGCUCGGGGAGAGUCAACGUCUCCCCAAUCCCAACGAUGGCACUUGUCCAAUAUGUCUAUCGGACUACAUACCUAAAGAAACAUUAAGAACUAUACCAGAAUGCAACCAUUAUUUUCAUGCUGAAUGCAUUGAUGAAUGGCUUAAGUUAAAUGCUACUUGCCCCUUAUGUCGAAAUACACCAGAUCGUUCGUUACAUCCUUGCUCAUCGUCAACUUCUUUGGUCUCGUCGUCUUCUCCAUAGGCCUCAACACACACACAAAAACUCUGUUUUGCUUUGAUUUUAAUGUCUUUCAUAGGGAAAUUAUUCUUGUUGUAUAUAAGUUGUGAGUUCCAAGUGUUGUAAAUGGAAAGAAAAUAAAGGAUAUAGGAUAGAAUUC